AAUUUGCCUAUCUAAGAAAUCCAAGGAUAUUUAUCAGCCUGCAACAGUUGCUUAAGUGUGUGUCAUAAUUGGUUGCCAAGGAAGUUGUCAUAGGUCAUGGAGGGAAAUGGUCCCCAGUCACCUUCAUCCCUUUGAGCAUGUUUUAUUUCCUAAGCAAGCAGCUGUCAUGGGAGACCUUUUGUCUUUAUUUUGGGAGGUGGACCCUCCUCCCAUACCUCUCAGUUUUACCAUUCCCAGUCAGGAGGCUGAGUGCCUGAAAGAUGACUCUUGUGGGACAGUAGGAAGCUUCCUGCUUUGGUACCUCAUCAUCAUCCUGACCCUCAUGUUCUUCUCUCGGGCUUCUCUCUGGAUGUCUGAGAACAGAAGGGACGAGGACAGUGGGACGAGUGCUUCCGUAAGUAAAGCAAGCAAAGAAACAUCCUAUAAGCGACAAAGUAAAGAUGAAUUCUGGGACUCUUUGGUGAAGAAACCAAAACAGAAUCAACUUUCCACAGUAACUGACUCAGAAGUGGCUUUGGUCAGUGCCUACCUUGAACAAAGACGAGCCGGGCGCCAUUCCCAGCUCCACCAGGUGAAUCAGGCCCAGCAAGACAGUGAUACCACUGAGUGUGACAGUGAAGAAUCUAACUCUGGAGCCUCCUCUUGGAAGGAGAGUGAAAGUGAGCACCAUCUCUCAUCUGCCAGCAUUAAGAGGAGAAAAUCAGUGUCAAGGCAAAGGGACAUGGGAAACUACCAAAUCAGAGAAAGGCCCUGCCUCCACUGCAAAGCCAUGAGAACCAAUGAAUGGUUGACACGUCACUUCCCACCAAGCAGUUCUGUAACAACCUCCACAAAGGGAGAGAUUCAAGAGGAGGAUUUGACACCUGCUAUCAACACAAAACUAAGUAAAUUUUGAAUUUUGGCAUCCUUACUUUACUUGAAGUCAAAAGGAGAUGAAUAAAACACAAAAACCAGAGCUGUUGGUGAGGAAACAUUUACAAUAAAGCUUCUUUACUAACAACAGAAGUAUAACUGGAACCCAAGAGGUCAAAUUUCAGACAAAUUAGUUGUUCAAAACAAGGGCAGAGAAUUUGUCCACAACACCAUGGGAACACAGAAGACCUGUAUCUUCUAUGAUCUUUUUUAAAAGUCAAAAGAUCCCAGGGCAGAUAGUCCAUACCUCAGGUGUAUGUAUUUUGUUUAUGAUACAAAUACGAAAGCUCUUUGAAAAUACAUUUAUGUGGAGAAACCAUUUAAAUCUAUUCAUGUUAU
Acomys russatus (golden spiny mouse) is the source of this 1251-nucleotide messenger RNA. It is a transcript of the gene Ssmem1, whose product is annotated as serine rich single-pass membrane protein 1. Bases 107 to 895 code for a protein of 262 amino acids. The transcript is spliced from 3 exons. Lineage: Eukaryota; Metazoa; Chordata; Mammalia; Rodentia; Muridae. The record is from RefSeq and is a predicted model, not a curated record.